Carica papaya (papaya) is the source of this 987-nucleotide messenger RNA. The record is from RefSeq and is a predicted model, not a curated record. Lineage: Eukaryota; Viridiplantae; Streptophyta; Magnoliopsida; Brassicales; Caricaceae.
CAUAAACACUUGAAUUUAGAAAAUAGAAAUAGAAAAUGUUUUUAUACCAAGCAUAGACUGUAUUUCUCUUUUUUUUUAUUUUGCACCCUUUUUGUAUAUGUAUAACUUCAGUUACUUAAACAGGUUUUAAGCAUGAGUAGACUUGGUGCAGCUGGUGCAGUGGCUCAACUCGUUGCAGACGUACCCUUGUCAUCGGUUGAGGGAGCUGGAGUUGAUGGCGGAACCAACCAGCCGGCUUGGGAUAAAUGGUCAAACGAUGGCACCGAGCAACAAGUUGCGAAGCUGAUGGAAGAAGACAUGGGAGCAGCAAUGCAGUUCCUUCAGUCCAAGGCACUAUGCAUCAUGCCUAUCUCUCUUGCCUCCGCAAUCUUCAGAACACAUCAACCUGAUGCACCGACAAUCAUCAAGCCUGAAUCAACCAAUCCCUUGUAGUACAAGCCGAAAGUGUUCAACUUGCACGUACCUCACCCCGAGUUGCUUCGGGCCCACAAACCCUUCAGCAGUCACAGUCUUACUCAAACAAGAAGACAUAAGUUUAGGCUCAGGUCCAGUCUCUAACUCCUUAAUGGAAGAAGACAAAUAAAAGUCAGCAAUUCUUUUUUUUCCCCCCCCACCCCCCUGGUUUUGUCAAAAAAGAUAAAGGAGUGAUCUUGAUGGGCAAGAAGAAAGUUUUUAAGAGGGCACUUGAAGGGGGCAAUGCCAAUGAUCAAGUGAAGGGAAAGUAUUUUCAAACCAGAACUGAUGUAAUAUAUAUAUAUAUAUAUACAUAUAUUAUAUGUGUUAUAUUAUUAUUAAUGGUGGGGUUAGUGGUUGAUGACCCAAAAGGAAAACUUGGUGGGUGAAAAACUUUGGUUUGCUUUCUUUUUAGAAGAGUGGUGGGAUUGUGGGGUCAAGUAAAAGGGGUGGAUGGGUAUGUGCAUUUGAUGUAUUUAGGGAACCAUUUUUAUUGCAAGUUGAAAUUAGUAAUAAUUAAGUAUUUUGGUUUAA